Molecule: messenger RNA, 2383 nt
Organism: Megalops cyprinoides (Indo-Pacific tarpon)
Lineage: Eukaryota; Metazoa; Chordata; Actinopteri; Elopiformes; Megalopidae
Gene: appl1
Product: adaptor protein, phosphotyrosine interaction, PH domain and leucine zipper containing 1
Exons: 22
Coding region: 94-2220 (708 amino acids)
Biological process (GO): signaling
Cellular component (GO): cytoplasm; endosome membrane
Molecular function (GO): identical protein binding
Source: RefSeq, a predicted model, not a curated record
CGUAUAGCUGGCUAGCUAGUGGGAGUGAUUGCCAAUUGUCAUUGUUUUAGAUUCAUCUUUGUGUCCGUAUUUUUAUAGUAAUUAGCUAGCGACAUGCCCGGAAUUGAUAAACUGCCGAUAGAAGAAACGUUGGAGGACAGUCCACAGACACGAUCCCUACUGGGUGUGUUUGAGGAAGAUGCGGCUGCCAUCUCCAGCUAUUCAAACCAGCUCUUCCAGGCCAUGCAGAGAAUCUACGAUGCACAGAAUGAACUCAGUGCAGCCACCCACCUGACCUCCAAGCUGCUGAAGGAGUAUGAGAAGCAGCGGUUCCCCCUCGGGGGCGACGACGAGGUCAUGAGCUCCACUCUGCAGCAGUUUGCCAAAGUCAUUGACGAGCUGAGCUCGUGUCACGCUGUCCUGUCAACACAGCUUGCAGACGCCAUGAUGUUCCCCAUCACCCAGUUCAAGGAGAGGGACUUAAAAGAGAUACUGACGUUGAAGGAGGUGUUCCAGAUUGCCAGCGAUGAUCACGACAUGGCCAUCAACAGAUACAGCAGGCUGUCCAAAAAAAGGGAUAAUGAGAAGGUGAGGUUGGAGGUGAUGGAGGACGUCUACACCUCCAGGAAGAAGCAGCACCAGACCAUGAUGCACUACUUCACAGCGCUCAACACUCUGCAGUACAAGAAGAAGAUUGCCCUGCUCGAGCCCCUGCUGGGGUACAUGCAGGCUCAGAUCAGUUUCUUCAAGCUGGGCUCCGAGAACCUUACCCAGCAGUGGGAGGACUUCCUGUCAACUAUUGGCACCAGUGUGCAGAACGUCCGCAGGGAGAUGGACGGGGAGGUGGAUGCAAUGCAGCAGACCAUCCAGGACCUGGAGCAGGCCAGCGACCUGCUGUACAUGCCCGACCCUGACCCCAGCAAGGUCCCCAUCAACCGUAACCUGACCCGCAAGGCCGGCUACCUGAACACUCGCAAUAAAACGGGCCUAGUGUCGUCCUCCUGGGACCGGCAGUACUUCUUCACCCAGGGAGGGAACCUGAUGAGCCAGGCGCGGGGGGACGUGGCUGGGGGGCUGGUCAUGGACAUCGAUAACUGCUCCGUGAUGGCGGUGGACUGCGAGGACCGGCGCUUCUGCUUCCAGAUCACCUCCUUCGACGGAAAGAAAGUGGCAGUUUUGCAGGCAGAAAGCCGGAAGGACUGCGAGGAGUGGAUUUCAACAAUUAAUAACAUCUCCAAGCGGAUCUAUCUCAGCGAUAACCCAGAGGAAAUUGCUGCCAGAGUGAACCAGUCAGCCCUGGAGGCUGUGACGCCCUCCCCCUCUUUCCAGCAGAGGCACGAGAGCUUGAGGCCGAGCGUAGGCCGCCCCAAAGCCGGCCGGACCAGCAGCCAGAGCUCGGUGGGCUCAGAAUCGCCCGCCCUCUCCUCCCUCACCCUGGACGCCCUGGUGGCCCCUGACACGCCCAUCCAGUUUGACAUCAUCUCGCCCGUCAGCGAGGAGUAUGCCGGCCAGACCAAGAGCACCGGGCAGGGUGGCAGAAGGACAAACCCAUUUGGGGAGUCUGGUGAAAUGCAGUCUGAGGACAGUGAAGACUCCAUCCUGCACCAGCUCUACAUCGUGCGUUUCCUGGGCUGCAUGGAAGUGCGGGCCACCGAGAGCGCUGACGUCAUCUACGAGACCAUGCGGCAAAUCCUGGCCGCUAGAGCCAUCCACAACAUCUUCCGCAUGACGGAGUCCCACCUGCUGGUCACCUGUGACUGCCUCAAGCUCAUUGAUCCACAGACGCAGGUCACACGGCUGAGGUUCCCCCUCUCCAGCGUGAUGCUGUGUGCUUCACACCAGGAGAACAAGCGGCUCUUCGGCUUCGUCCUGCAGACCGCCGGGGGCCGGGCCGACGGCCAGCCCGGCACUGUCUGCUACAUCUUUGAGUCCAACAACGAUGGGGAGAAGAUUUGUGACAGCGUGGGCCUGGCAAAACAGAUUGCCUUCCACUCAGAAAUGGAUCGGAGGGCCACAGAGAAGCAGAAGGAGCUGGAGAAGGCGAAGGAGAAACAGCAGGAGGAGCUGAACAAACAGAAGCAGAUAGAGAAGGACUUGGAAGAACAAAGCCGCUUGAUAGCGGCUUCCAGUCGCCCAAACCCACCCCCCGCUGACGGACAGUUCCUCGUUUUGAGCAACAGCCAAUCGGAGGACAGUGAUGCGGGAGAGGAGGGUCGAAAGAAGGGAGAGUCGGAGGCCUGAGUGGCCCCGGGGUGAGCUGUGGCAGGAGGUGUCAGCCCUGUCCUCACCCCGCCCUCUGGACUGCUGUGCUGCCCCCUCACAGAGCUCUCUCUGUAACUCCCCGCUGACCCUCAGAGGGGACGAGAGGAAGGCCACCUACCCAAAAAAAAAAAAACAAAACAAA